CUAUUGUCUGCUCUAGCAUCCAUCCAGAUCAGGCAUCAUGUCACAGCUUUUCUUCUGUAGGUCCCAGUUCCCAGGAGACCCGGUCCUCCUCACACCACCACAACGGAUGGACGCCGGCGAGGGAUACCGGUGGGAGGGAGUGACAAGUUUGAUUGAUGACCACCGAAAUGGAGAGGAGAGAGAUGGACAGAAUCCUUUUAUCAGGCCUUGGUAAAGCUGAGUCCAGCCGCCAGGCCAGAAUUCACCAUCGGAGGACCAUUGUCACUGGAGGAGGUUGACGUUGGGGACUGAGGCUUUUCAGGCUAUUCAGGCCUGGGAGUUUUAGCAGUGAGGGAAAUCUCAGAGCAUCCUUUAGCAUCGUCCACCAGCAUUUUGGCUUUCUUUGACUUGGGGCCUUUUCUAAAGGGCUGUCCUAAAGUAGCGUGCAGGCCUUUGGCUUUUUCUUGUGCUGUUUUUUUCUUCAUACGUGGCAUUAGUAACAGCCCGUCAAGAAAAUGCCACGUUCCUUUUUGGUGAAGCAACUGAAGGUCCACGAUUUCUCCUCCUCCAAUCAUCAUCAUCAGCAUCAGUAUCACAACGACGGAUCGUACCCACUCACACGUGCCAUCACCGAGUCCGCCACCAACUUCGCCACCAACUUGGCGGUCCGUUUGAGUGAAAAUGGCUACAUCCAGGAUUAUGUCAUCCCCUCAAUAUGCCAGAGCACAAAGGAGCUGGGGACCGGGCUCUCUGUGGGGCCCCUGUACUCCCCGGGGAGCACGGGGGGCAGCGGGGGGGAGGACUACUCCGACCAUGACAUGGAGCAGCCCGACAGCCCCCACUCGAGUGUCACCACCGAGUCGGAUAGCAGCAUCUACUACCCGGUAGACGCCUUCCUCAUCUCCGACGGCCGCUCUCGGAAAAGGGCCAACCACAGGCACCAACACAAGGAAGGUGAGGAGAGAGAUAGCAGUACAGAAGCAGGCUCCACAGGGGCCAAAGCUGCCAAAGGGAAUUCUGGGAAAUCCAAGGGACCGGGCCGCCACACGUGUGGCGAAUGUGGCAAGACCUACGCCACCUCGUCCAACCUGAGCCGCCACAAGCAGACGCACCGCAGCCUGGACGGCCAGCAGGCCAGGAAGUGCCCCACUUGCCACAAGGCCUAUGUGUCCAUGCCGGCACUGGCCAUGCACAUGCUCACCCACGACCUGCAGCACGACUGCAGUGUGUGCGGCAAGGCGUUCAGCCGACCGUGGCUGCUGCAGGGUCACAUGCGCUCGCACACGGGUGAAAAGCCAUUUGCUUGCGCCCACUGCGGCAAAGCAUUUGCGGACCGCUCCAACCUGCGUGCCCACAUGCAGACACACUCAGCCUUCAAGCACUACGAGUGCAAGCGCUGCGGCAAGAGCUUUGUGCUCAAGUCCUAUCUGAACAAGCAUUAUGAGUCGGCCUGCUUCAAGGGCUCUGGAGACGAAGAGGACUGCUGCUCUGAGGACUGAUUAGGGAUCUGUUUAUUUUCUAUUUCAGUUUAUUUAUCCAGGUCGGUCUCACUGAGAUAACAUCUCCUUUACAAGAUAGACCAGGGUUGUGUUUAUUAGGGCAUAUAACAGAACAUAUUUUAAAACGCUCCGUAACUGAAAAUUAGGGUUUCUUAUUGGACAAAUCCAGGUAGUCCCUCUCCUUGUUUCAGUCCGGUGCCUAAUAAACACAACCAUUUUAGUCAUUUAGCAGACGCUCUUAUCCAGAGCGACUUACAGUUAGUGCAUACAUUAUUAUUUUGUUUUU
Messenger RNA from Coregonus clupeaformis (lake whitefish), 1764 nucleotides. Its product is annotated as transcriptional repressor scratch 2-like. The transcript has 4 exons. The record is from RefSeq and is a predicted model, not a curated record. The coding region runs from base 495 to 1478 and encodes 327 amino acids. Gene Ontology annotation, biological process: regulation of DNA-templated transcription. Lineage: Eukaryota; Metazoa; Chordata; Actinopteri; Salmoniformes; Salmonidae. Gene Ontology annotation, molecular function: DNA-binding transcription factor activity, RNA polymerase II-specific; RNA polymerase II cis-regulatory region sequence-specific DNA binding.